This is a messenger RNA of Chelmon rostratus (copperband butterflyfish), 2779 nucleotides long. It is a transcript of the gene ppig, whose product is annotated as peptidylprolyl isomerase G (cyclophilin G). The record is from RefSeq and is a predicted model, not a curated record. The transcript has 13 exons. Gene Ontology annotation, cellular component: nucleus. Gene Ontology annotation, molecular function: peptidyl-prolyl cis-trans isomerase activity. NCBI's taxonomy places the organism in Eukaryota, Metazoa, Chordata, Actinopteri, Chaetodontiformes, Chaetodontidae. Gene Ontology annotation, biological process: protein peptidyl-prolyl isomerization; protein folding. Bases 156 to 2339 code for a protein of 727 amino acids.
CGGUUCUCCAAAUACACUGACGUCCUUGCCGCGCCAUCUUUGGAAAACAGUCGGCUCAACGCUGAAUGGAACUUAAUUUUCGUCGUUUGUGAAAAGUACUCGCUGUAUGGACUGAUCUCAUACGGUUCCCAGGUGUGAGGUCAGUAGAAGUGAUCAUGGGGAUCAAGGUUCAGCGCACUCGGUGCUUCUUCGAUAUUGGAAUCAGUAAUGUGCUCGUCGGCAGGGUUGUGGUGGAACUGUUUUCAGACAUCUGUCCCAAAACUUGUGAAAACUUCAGAUGCCUUUGCACAGGUGAGAAAGGCAUCGGCAAAGGAACUCAGAAGCCUCUGCACUACAAAGGAUGCCUGUUCCAUCGCAUUGUAAAAGACUUCAUGAUUCAAGGAGGAGACUUCAGCGAAGGUAAUGGAAGAGGAGGCGAAUCCAUCUAUGGAGGCUUUUUUGAAGAUGAAAGCUUUGCAGUUAAACACAACAAGGAGUACCUGCUGUCUAUGGCCAACAGGGGCAAAGAUACAAAUGGAUCACAGUUUUUCAUAACAACCAAACCAUCGCCACAUCUGGAUGGUGUCCAUGUGGUUUUUGGUCAUGUGAUUUCUGGCCAAGAGGUUGUUCAAACCAUGGAGAACCAGAAAACCGAUCCUAAUAGCAAACCGUAUGCUGAUGUGAAAGUUUUGAACUGCGGAGAGCUCGUCCCUAAAUCUAAAGCAAAGAAGGAUGAAAAAAAGAGAGAGCGAGUCUCUUCUAGCUCCAGCAGCAGCUCCAGCAACUCUGAGAGCUCAUCAGAAUCCUCCUCUGAUUCAGAAGAAUCAGAGAAAGAAUCCAAGAAGAAGAAAAAGAAGGCGAAAAAGCUAAAAAAGAAACGGAAGAAGAAGGACAAGAAAAAGUCAGAGGCUGAAAGCGUUGAAGAGAAGGAACAAGAAGACUUGGUUACAUCUACUGUACGUCCUGAAGAAAUUCCACCCGUCCCAGAGAAUCGAUUCCUCAUGAGGAGGAGUCCCCAGGCAGUCCAGAAGUCAAAUGAGGAGGCUGAAAAGGAUCAGCGAAAUAAGGAACAGAGGCCACGAGAGAGUACUGGCUCAACAUAUGUCUCUCAGUCAGUGUAUCACAGAAGACUGGUGAUGACACGAUCCGGGAGGAAGAUAAAGGGCAGGGGUCCGAGGUGGUAUCGGACCCCGUCACGCUCUCGUUCAAGGUCCAGAGAUCGUUUUCGGCGCAGUGAAACACCUCCACAUUGGCGCCAGGAGAUGCAUCGUCAGAGGAUGAGGGCAGUCACUGGAGAGCGCUGGAUUAAGGGUGAUAAAGGAGACAUGAGCGAGGCCAAAGAUGAGGCUGAUAAAGCUCCAAGAAGAGAGAGACGGACCUCCAACACAAAGCAUGAACACACAACUGAGGGUAAAAAAGACAAGAAAUCUCGGUCACAUAGAUCCAAAAGUAAAGAAGAGGACACUGUGGAGAAGGAUGAGAAGGAAAGCAAAAACAAGGCGAAGAAAAGGGAGAAAUCUCAAAGCCGCAGUAAAAGCAGAGAAAAGAGUCGGAGGUCAAAAAGCAGAGAGAAGGGUCACAAGCGCAAAAGUGAUGACAGAAGAGGUCGCUCGAGGAGCAAAGACCGAAAUGCUAGUAAGAAAGAAAAAGAGUCAGAAUCUGAUCACACCAGAGAUAGAAAUAAAGGUCAUGAGUCCGAAAAAAGGCAUAAAGAGGACACCAAAGGAAAAAAUGGUGAAAGAACUAGGACAAAGUCACAAAGCAAGGAAAGAACGACGACUAAAGAUGGGCACAGGUCUAGGAGCAGGAGCAGGAGCAGGGACAGGGACAGGGACAGGGACAGGGACAGGGAUAGGAGUAGACCUCAAGCAUCAAAAGACAAAGAAGAAAAACGAGAAAAAGACAGAGACAGGGGCAGAGAACGUAGCAGGAGUCAGGACAGACGACACAAAAGUGAGAGGGAGAAUAAGAGGCGAGGAACAUCCAGGGAUAAGGAACAUCGAACAAGAAGUCCAGACAGAAACAGGCCUAGAGACUCGCACAGAAGCAGGCGCUCCAGAAGCAAGAGUAAUAAGAGAGACCACAGCAAAGAUCGGUCAUCUCAUAGAAAGGACAAAGACAGAGAAGCCGCCAACCAAAAGAGAAGACGAAGCAGCAGCAGCAGCUCUGAGAGCGAUAGAGACGAGAAAAAGAAGAGGCAAAAGAGCCCAGAUUCCAAACGGAGUGGAGCGAAUAGUACCUCCAAAUCCAAAGACGGACGAAGCCCGGCCAAACCAAGACCAGAUAGUACAAAAGGCAAAGACCGAAACGACAGCAAGAGGAAUAAAUCGAGCUCUAGCUCAAGCUCCGACAGCGACUGAUAUCUUAAAGGAAGAGAUUGCGGAAUUUUGAAGUGCUGAUUUUAUAUUGACUACACAUGUAGUAUACAACACCAGCUUUCCAUCUAGAGGGGGACUUGUUGGAGUCACAUUACUCAUUCAGUACAAAAAAAAAAAACAGUUCCAAGGUUCAGUCAAAGCUGACAUGAUAUUAAAGUCUGUUAAGAACUUGAAAGAAACUACAACAGAAGCUGACAAAAAGUUGCAGUGACAGACUUAAGCAUCACGUGAGCUUUGGUUGAACUGUGGAUUUCACUGUGGAUGGAAGUAGUGGUGCAGUUAAGUGCAUUAUACUGUUGAUGGGUAGCUGAAGUUGCGUGGCUAGGUUAGAGAAAAGAAUUUGUGACAGGAAAAGUGGCACAUCUACAGUCUGUACUGUACAGGCAGUGAGUAUUAAAGUACCAGGUUUUCUUUUAAUUGUA